GUAUCUUGUAAACUUAAAUUUAUGUGCAUUGCAAAGAUAAACAAAAUUAUCGACUUUAGUUUCCAAAUAACAACCAAGCAAUGAAGUUCAUUUUUGUAUUAACAAUUGUUAUUCUUUUUGGAUACAGUCAUGCAUUUUGGUCAGCAUGUCCUGGAACGACUCUUCCAUCAUUAGACUCUAUGGAGUCACCUAGCUGCACAGACAGAUGUCGUGCAGUACGUGGUGAAGUAUUUUAUGGAACUCUUCGAAUGACUUUUCAAGAAGCUCAUCAAGAGCUUCGAUCAAGAGUGACUGCCUUCAUUUUUGGAAUAGGAGUUAAUAUUCCAGUCGAUCCACCUUUUGAUAACCAGUGUAAUUUGAUUCUUUUUACAAAUGGUACACAAGCAGGGUGUCCGACGAUUCCAAAUACUCAAUAUAUGCUUGUAAUAGAAAUGCUAAUUUCAACUCUUUAUCCAUCAUUCAGUAAUACAAGAGUUCAAGUUGACUAUUUUGAUGGGAAUGAAAGAGUAUUUUGCUACCAGUUUAUAGCUGAUCUUAUAUAGAUUUUAAGUGUUUUGUAAAAUUCAAGGUAAUUUAAUAAAUUUUAAAAACUACCCUAGCCGAA
Chironomus riparius is the source of this 604-nucleotide messenger RNA. Lineage: Eukaryota; Metazoa; Arthropoda; Insecta; Diptera; Chironomidae. The record is from the annotation of a GenBank genome assembly.